Gryllus bimaculatus (two-spotted cricket) is the source of this 1239-nucleotide messenger RNA. The record is from the annotation of a GenBank genome assembly. Lineage: Eukaryota; Metazoa; Arthropoda; Insecta; Orthoptera; Gryllidae.
AUGCAGUUCCUGUUUACCACGGACGACCCGGGCAUGACUGCUGCUUGGCAGGGCUUUCGCAAGGUUUGCGGGAACGAGCUAGUAACUCGCAAACGGCAGCCCAGAACUUUGGACUUCGCCAGUAUUGGUCCAGCUCCACUUUUUAAAGAAAUGGAGUUAACUUCCUUUUCAGACCUGCGAAAGCUUGAUCUUGAUGUGCCAGUGAUCCUGUGCAUAAAAAAGUAUUUUCUGGUGAGCUUAAAGCCCGAAAGCCAGGCGAAAAAAGAAGUGCAGCCGCACGUGGACGCGAGGAGACGUGAUCGCUCCGGCCACCCAUUGCGCCCGCCAACCCCGGACCGGUUCCUCCGCGACCGGUGCUGCGUCGCCGGCUAUUUCUCAUUCAUUGUCAUUUCGGCGAGAAAAGAGUCGCUUUGGCCGGCCGCCAGUAGGCCGCGGCUGCUCGGGCUCCCGCGAAAGCCAGUUCGCGGCGAAAGCGCGCCGAACCGAACAGAGCCGAACGGAGCGGAGCGGAACGGAACGGAACUGACGGAACUGAGCCGAACAGCAGAGAGCACAGCAACGGAACUGAGCCGAACAGCAGAGAGCACAGCAACGGAACUGAGCCGAACUGCAGAGAGCACAGCAACGGAACGGAGCCGAACAGCAGAGAGCACAGCAACGGAACGGAGCCGAACAGCAGAGAGCACAGCAACGGAACGGAGCCGAACAGCCGAGAGCACAGCAACGGAACGGAGCCGAACAGCAGAGAGCACAGCAGCCCACAGGGUAAGAAAUUUCUGCAACAAAAAAUUUUUACCGGUUGCGGAUCCAUUUUUGGAGAAGGUUAACAUCGCCGACCUAGAGUCACCGUUACAUCGUGCGUGGGUGUGCGCACGCGUGUGCACGUGUGUGUGUGUGUGUGUGUGUGUGUGUGUUGGUGUUGCCCGAGGCCGUGGCAAUGGCACCGGCGGGGGCGGCAGAGGCCGAGACGGAGACGAGCGAGGCGCUUCGACGGGUGUCCGCGCCCGCCCGCGGGAGAAAAUAGAGAGGGCAGCGGGGGACGGGCGGCGCUGCUGGCACGCGCCCCGGGGCGGGAGGCCUCCGCGGCGGCGGCGGCGGGCCGGCCGACCGACCUCCACCCUAAAUAACCCGCGGCCUGCGGGCGCUGGACCGCGCGGGCCUCCCCGCCCUCCGCGCACGCUGCCGCCGCCGCCGCCGCCGCCGCCGCCCCGACCCCCUCAGUCCGCGCCGCACCACUAG